AUGUUUGGCAUGCGCAAGUUCAACGCUCCCUUCCUCCGUCCCGCUGCUCCUUUCAUCGCUGGUGGUCUUACCGUCUUCUUCCUUGUUGCCAAGAUGCAAACCGCCAUGAUUAACAGCGACGAAUACAAGAACGACCCCAGAAACCCUGCUUUGGCUGCUGGCAAGAAGGCUCACUAA
Lichtheimia ornata is the source of this 177-nucleotide messenger RNA. RefSeq lists its product as uncharacterized. The record is from RefSeq and is a predicted model, not a curated record. Bases 1 to 177 code for a protein of 58 amino acids. Gene Ontology annotation, biological process: proton motive force-driven ATP synthesis. Gene Ontology annotation, molecular function: proton transmembrane transporter activity. The transcript has 3 exons. Lineage: Eukaryota; Fungi; Mucoromycota; Mucoromycetes; Mucorales; Lichtheimiaceae.